AUGUCAAAAGUCGAGACUCGGAGCAAACCAUUCUCAAUCUUCACCCAUCGUCAAAAGCUCGGCAUCGUCAUGGCCGCAGCCACCGCAGCCUUCUUCUCGCCUUUGACAGCUUCGGUCUAUCUACCAGCACUGCCCGCCAUCGCCAAAGAGUUCGGUGUCUCAUAUUCCGCUAUUAACCUGACGGUUACAACUUACAUGAUAUUUCAGGGCAUCACUCCAAUGUUCGUUGGCGCCUAUGCCGACUCAGCAGGCCGGCGACCAGCCUACAUGUUUUGUUUCGUUGUGUACAUGGCAGCUAAUAUCGGGUGCGCCCUCGCACCCAACUACCCGGCAUUGCUCGUCCUGCGCAUGCUGCAAUCUGCAGGCUCCAGUACGACUGUGGCCCUGGCGCAGGGUGUCGUGUCCGACAUCAUCACGUCCGCCGAACGCGGCAGAUACGUGAGCUACAUGUCGACGCCUGUGUUGCUGGGGCCCUCGCUGGGCCCUGUUCUGGGCGGCACACUGGCACAGUAUCUCGGGUGGCGGUGGAUAUUCUGGAUCCUGACCAUCAUGUGCGGGACGUUGGCUGUCGUCUUUGUGGUGUGGAUGCCCGAGACAUGCCGCGGGAUCGUGGGUGACGGGUCUGUUCGGCCCAAGCAUAUCGCCCACAGGCCGCUUUGGUGGGUUGGCAAGGACGUGCUGGCGACCAGAUCGAGUCGCAAACAACAGGUGCAAAUCAAUGGACAGGAUGGAGAGCACUCAGUUACCGGGCCAUCGCCCUCUGGGCAGCAAGCCGUCACAAAGCACAAGUUCAAGGCCUUACACGCUCUGAUGCUGCUCCUACGGCCGAAUAUGGCCUUCCUGCUGCUCUACAGCAGCCUCAUCUUCGCAAACUUUUACUGCAUCAUGACCUCAAUCCCCGCCCAGUUCACCUCGAUCUACCACCUGACCGACCUCCAGACAGGGCUCAUCUACCUCCCGCUCGGCCUAGGCACGAUAGUGGGCUCGCAGGUUGCUGGGCGCAGCCUGGACUGGAAUUUCCGGCGACACUGCAACCUGCUCGGCCUCCCUUAUGAGCGUAAAAGGCAACAGGACCUCUCUUCGUUUCCGAUCGAGCGCGCACGUCUCGAGGUUGGUGUUCCUGCCCUCAUUUUGGGUACCUGCGUGGUCCUGGUCUGGGGCUGGGUUCUCCACGCUCGGACGCACCUCGCCGUUCCUUGCGUGAUGCUGUUCCUUGCAGGCUUAGGGUUGACUGGGUUCAGCAACGUCGUCAGCACGCUCAUAGUGGACAUGAACCCCACGGCUGCCAGCGCGGCGACUGCGAGUAAUAACUUCACGCGCUGCCUGGUGGGUGCUGGCGCGAGUGCCGCCAUUCAGCCCAUGAUUGACGGAGUGGGCAGUGGAUGGGCUUUCACAAUUCUCGCGGGGAUUAGUAUGGUUGCGUCUCCGCUGACUCUUUGGACGUUGUUGAAGAAGAGUAUGGGGUGGCGGAAGGGGCGGGAGGAGAAGAGGAAGCAGCGGGCUGAGGCUUUGGAAAAGACCAAAAGGGAGAGGGCUGUCCAGGAAAGUGAAGAAAAAAGUUUCUGA
Molecule: messenger RNA, 1566 nt
Organism: Bipolaris sorokiniana ND90Pr
Lineage: Eukaryota; Fungi; Ascomycota; Dothideomycetes; Pleosporales; Pleosporaceae
Exons: 2
Coding region: 1-1566 (521 amino acids)
Biological process (GO): transmembrane transport
Molecular function (GO): transmembrane transporter activity
Source: RefSeq, a predicted model, not a curated record